Messenger RNA from Bombyx mori (domestic silkworm), 812 nucleotides. RefSeq names its product chorion class A protein L12-like. The coding region runs from base 352 to 750 and encodes 132 amino acids. The transcript is spliced from 2 exons. The record is from RefSeq and is a predicted model, not a curated record. Gene Ontology annotation, molecular function: structural constituent of egg chorion. Gene Ontology annotation, cellular component: egg chorion. Gene Ontology annotation, biological process: multicellular organism development; chorion-containing eggshell formation. Lineage: Eukaryota; Metazoa; Arthropoda; Insecta; Lepidoptera; Bombycidae.
GAAUGAGUUUAGCGGCCAUGUUGUUUCACUGAUUGACUUCAGAAUGAGUUCGAUGUCAGUUGUGUCUGUUUUAUACGGAAUAUUUCCCAAGUGUCCUAUCUCAAAAACGUGACUUUAACCUACAUCAAUGUACCUUGUGAAAUUUUGUUUGAAUGAGAUUACCCUAACUAGUAAUGUGGCUUUUGGAGACAGCUAAAUGAUACGUGUCAAUCAAGGAAAAAUAAGUUUUUUUCACAAUUCUACAUUUCAACACUUUGUUGCAAUCGCCCUUAUAGGAAUACAAUUAUUCGUAUAAAAGGAUUGCCGCUGUGCAGUAAUAGCAUUCUCCGUCUAGUACCUGAAUACAACAACAUGUCUACCUUCGCUCUCCUUCUCCUCUGCGCUCAGGCCUGCCUGAUCCAAAACGUAUAUGGCCAGUCCUUGGGUGGACUAGGCGGUUGCGGUUGUGGAGGUGGCUGGAAUGGUUGGAACGGACUCGGUGGUGGUUGGAACGGACUAGGUCUUGGCUGGAACGGCAUCGACGGUGGAUACGGCGGUGGUUGCGGUUUAUACGGAGGUGAGGGUAUCGGUAACGUUGGAGUCGCCGGUGAGCUGCCCGUCGGUGGUGUCACCGCUGUCGGCGGCCGCGUGCCCAUCAUCGGUGGUGUCGAGUACGGAGGUCCCGCCUGCGCCGCUGGUGCCGUCUCCAUCUGCGGACACUGCGCUCCCACCUGCGGAUGUGGACGCGCUGGUUUCGGUGGAUACUACUGAAAAUGUAAAGAAAGAAAAUACGGCAAUCCUCAAUUAAUUAAACUCUGAUCGAUGCAAACGUA